CUUUGACAACAGAUACAUCGCACUGCACAGCUGCUGAGUCAGGGAGCAACACAAUUGGACAGCAGAUGCUUUGGUUUCCGAGCUGGGUAUAAAAGUGCCAGCAGACUGACUCCGAGCACAUCACAGCUCCGCGCAGAAACAUCACCAUGGGCAAGAUCAUCUUUUACGAGGACAGGAACUUCCAGGGCCGCCACUAUGAGUGCAGCAGCGACUGUGCUGACCUGAACUCCUACUUCAGCCGCUGUAACUCCGUCCGUGUGGAGAGCGGCUGCUGGAUGAUGUACGAGCGCCCCAAUUACAUGGGGUACCAGUACUUCAUGAGAAGGGGAGAGUAUCCCGACUACCAGCGCUGGAUGGGGUUCAAUGACUCCGUCAGGUCCUGCCGCAUGAUCCCCCAUCACAGGGGAUCCUAUAGGAUGAAGAUAUACGAGAGAGAAAAUUUCGGAGGCCAGUCGAUGGAGUUCAUGGAUGACUGCGAGUCUGUCUCCGAUCGUUUCCGCUAUCAAGACAUUCACUCCUGCAACGUGAUGGACGGCUACUGGAUCAUGUAUGAGCAGCCCAACUACAGAGGAAGACAGUACUUCAUGAGGCCCGGAGAGUACAGGAGAUACAGCGACUGGGGAGGCAUGAGUUCCAGGAUUGGGUCCUUCAGACGCAUCACAGACUACUGAUCAUUUCAAAUAUGUGAUAUAGUCUUAUCUGUUACUGAAAAUAAAAAAUAAACUUUCCUUGAUAAAAUA
Molecule: messenger RNA, 740 nt
Organism: Acipenser ruthenus (sterlet)
Lineage: Eukaryota; Metazoa; Chordata; Actinopteri; Acipenseriformes; Acipenseridae
Product: gamma-crystallin M2-like
Exons: 3
Coding region: 147-671 (174 amino acids)
Biological process (GO): visual perception; lens development in camera-type eye
Molecular function (GO): structural constituent of eye lens
Source: RefSeq, a predicted model, not a curated record